AUUUUGGUUAAUUUGUUGAUUAUAAUUAAAGAAAGUUCAAACAAUAUUUGUAAUGAGCGAUAAGAAAAUUAUACAGCAUUGCACUCAGCAACAAAAGAAUAUGUUGGUAGAUCUUUUGAAGGAUGAAAAAUAUUCACAAUUAAUUAGUGGUAAAUUCAAAGCGUCCUUCACUUUCGAACAUGCUAAAGGGAAAUGGGAAGAAAUAACUGAAAUAUUAAAUUCUGUCCCUGGGGCGAGGAAGGAUUGGAAACAGUGGAGGAAGACAUGGCAAGACUUCAGGUCCAAGACAAAAAAGAGAAAAUCAGAACAAAUUAAAUAUGUUCAUCGCACAGGAGGUGGACCCAGCUAUACUGAGGUGUUAGAUGAUGUGGAGGAGAAGAUUCUCAGCACUAUAUGUCCUGUUGCCAUUUCUGGAAAUGAUGUUGAUGAAAGCAUCGUAAGUUUCACAUUCCCAGAUGAAUUAAUGAAAGAUCAAGUAGUGGAAAUUGGCCAGAAUGAUACUCACCUCCAGGAUCUUGGAAAUCUGGCUGAAAACUCAGAGCAUACUUAUUCUAUUCCAAAUACAUUGGAAUCAGAUAUAUCAUUUAAUCCUUCAAAAACAAAGAGGACUGUGGCCAGCCAACGUCUUUUGUCCAGUGCAACUGCAACUACCACUUUAGCUGACAUAGCCAAGAGGAAGUUAGCAGUAAAAGAAGAAUAUUUACAUAAGAAAUUGAUUUUAUUAGAGAGACAAGUCUGUGCAGUGGAAAAUCUUGUGGAAGUUCUCAAGAAUAAAAACAUUUGAACACCUUCCCAGACAUGAAACAUGUACCUGAAUGAUGCACCUGUAUUCCUAGUUUUUUGUGUUUAUUUUUUCCUUUAUUUCAGUGUUAUCUCUAAGCUACAUUGGAAAUGUUAAUUAGUUUUGGGAUUGUUUAGGGUAUGAAACAACUGAUGUACUGAGCAAGAAGAUUCCAUUUUAUGUUUAUUCAAUAAUAAUUUUUUCAAAUACACAUCAACUUUUUAUCUGAAAUGAUUUAUCAAUCUUCUCUGUACCCUGAGACCCUGUACUAAUAAUGGGUUGCGUCUAUCAUUUUCAUUAUAAUUUACACCAGGGAGUAUGCCCAAAUCUAUUUCCUCUUGCUCUUCAUCCUCAUUCAACAAUAACUCUACAUUAUUCUCAAUACACAUGUUGUGCAGCACUACACAUGCAUUUAUAAUCUGUGAACAUUUUUGUGGGGAAUAAUGUAGAGUUCUAUGUUUCAAAAGACAUCUAAAUCUCAUUUUGAGCAGACCAUUACAUCUCUCAAUUGAGCACCUGGCUUUUUUUUGUACUUCAUUGAAGAGUUCUUCUUCUUCACUCUGUGGAUUCUGCAAUGGUGUUAUGAGCCAGGGACGCAGAGGAUAGCCUGAGUCACCUAGAAAUGAAAUUUAUUUGCUUGGCAUUUCAAAACAACUACUUCUCAGUUAUAUUUCAUUCAUGCUUCAGGAUUUUUAUCCAAAAAAUUUACCAAGAAGAAAAUAUCCUUCAAUCCCC
Messenger RNA from Phaedon cochleariae (mustard beetle), 1516 nucleotides. The record is from the annotation of a GenBank genome assembly. NCBI's taxonomy places the organism in Eukaryota, Metazoa, Arthropoda, Insecta, Coleoptera, Chrysomelidae.